Molecule: messenger RNA, 1934 nt
Organism: Sorghum bicolor (sorghum)
Lineage: Eukaryota; Viridiplantae; Streptophyta; Magnoliopsida; Poales; Poaceae
Exons: 3
Coding region: 193-1536 (447 amino acids)
Source: RefSeq, a predicted model, not a curated record
CCGGACCGCCCCCUGCCGGCGGUGCCAGAGCUCCUACAGUACUCCGUGAACAGCUUUACCAUCCCAUCCCACUCGUCUCGUCUCCGCUCCGCCGGCGCCAACUCGCCGCCCUCUCCAACAAAGACCCCCCCAAAACCCUCGUCUUCUCCCGCCCGGCCGCCCCCACCGCCGGUCUCCUCUCAUCGGACCAAAAUGCGGCUCCCGCUCCGCGGCGCCCUCGUCGCCGGUGUAUGCUCCCGCCUCCGCCGCGGCCUCUCCACGGCCGCCUCGCGCCCUCAGUGGGCGAUCAUCGAGAGUACGGGGCUGGUCAACUCGACGUCGCGCCGCGCGACCCUCCAGCUCGCGGAGCCCCCGCGCUUCUCCGAGCUCCUCGUCCCCGGCCACCACAUCAAUCCCCUGCCCCGCAUCAACUCCGACCCCGAGAGCGUGGGCAUCUUGGCCAGCAUGGUCUGCGCCACGAGCGGCGACGGCCUCCUCCUCCUCGAGUUCCGCGAUGGACCCGCCACGCCUGCCUUCGCCGCCAAGGUCCGUGCCGCAAAGGUCCGCGCCGCCCGGGAAAACCAAGGCGGAAGCGGAACGUUCACGGUCCGCGGCGACAGGGACGACAUAGACCCCGACAUCACGCGUUUCGUCUGCAACCCCCUCAGCGGCGAGAUGUUCCGCCUCCCGGACAUCGAUGGUACGAAGAAGGUUCAUGCCCAUCACGCCAAAGGCAUCCUCACCCAAUCCGUGCGCGGGCACGGGCCGCCUGACAGGUACGCCGUCGUCGAGCUCAGCGUGGAGGGUGAAGGGGGUAAAGGGACCUUCGUCAUGCGGCGCUUCUUCUCAGAGACAAGGGUGUGGGACAAGUUGGUGGGCUUGCCUUCACCGCUCCCGCGGCCGCGGCGGAUUGACAUGGACCUCGAGGUGGUGGCCUUCGCUGGACGGUUGUGGUGGGUCGAUCUGACCUGGGGCGCAGUUUCCGCCGAUCCAUUCAGUGAUCGGCCGGAGCUUCGCUUUGUCGAGCUGCCGAGGGCGAGCGUGAGGCCAGUGCCCGGCCCUGGAAAGAACGAAAUCCCGGUGCAGGGAAUGCACCGGCGCAUGGGGGUCAGUGAGGGUAAGCUGCGCUACGUGGAGGUGUCCCAGAAUGAGCCUUUUGUGCUUAGCUCGUAUGCUCUUGAUGAUGAUGGCGAUGGCUGGACGUUAGAGCACCAGGCGGCUCUUAGCCCACUCUUGGCCGAUGCAGGAACACAGGAGGGGACACCACUGAUUGGUGUUAUCGAUCCACUGAACGCACAUGCCGUGUAUGUCAUCUAUGGGAACCGUGCUCUCGGCAUAGACAUUGACAAGAAGAAGGUGCUUGCAAGUUCACUGAUGACAGAUGUCCCUGAAAGUCCAGUAGAAGUAGCAUGUUUCUCUGCUUCGCUUAAAGCAUGUGUCCUCCCACCAUGGCUUGGAACAGCCCGGAUCCCUUCUGCAGGUACUCUUUCAAGCAACAAGGGCAAGCUGACUUUAUCUGAAAUUUUGGUUCGUGUAGACAAGGACAAGAAGAAAUGAGAUACAGCAGCAAACAGACUUGGUUCUAUAGAAAUCAACUGAAAGGUGUUUCAACUAGUUUGGAAGCUGAUGGGUGGCAGAUUGCAGACCCCUCAUUUUUGGGGAAUCCUGGAAAAGUUUGGGUUUAUUGGCCAUUGCAGUUUUAAGUAUGUUGUCUUAUUCUCGGAGAAGUAUGAGAGAUAUUUUUGUUUUUAAUGGGAAGAUCCCUCAUCUUUAAUGGGAAGAAUAUUGAGAAGAUUGCAAUAGAAUGAUUCAGUUCGGUUGUAUGUAGGCCAUCGCGUGAGAUGAUACAUGCCCUGUUUAUUGCAAGAGAAAGAUCUAUGAACGCUCAUGUGACAGGACGUAUGACGAAUUGCGAUGCCUCUGCUUGGUUUACCGUUUAUGUUGCUGCUGCUUCU